AUGGCGUGCGGAACAAGCUACGCGUGUCCGCCCUCCGAGCCUGAUGGCCAAUACUUCCGCCGGCAUAUCCGCGAAGUCACCACGAAGCGCUUCCAGACCGCGCCGAAUCGCCAUGAAACCACAGAUACGGACAGCAAUGACAUGGAGAACGACCACGUCGACAAAGAUCCAGGACCAGACGGCCGCAGGCCCGCAAAGGGCACAGUGCCGGGCAAGACUAGACUCUCCCAGCACCCUCUUCCUCUCACUGCCCUCCCCAUCAACCCACUCACAGGAAAGCCCCGCCGCCGCGCCAUUCCACACUUAGUCGCCAGCCAAAACGCCGGUGUGACCGCUAUGCUGCGCUACAAAACUGGCCGCGAACCCGCCUGGCUGCGUCGCAUUCAAUUGCAACAAAUCAAGCGCGUUGGCCGCUACACAGAUCAAGUGCGACCAAUUCAAGACGCGAUCGCUAUGGGCAAGAUGGAGGACCGUUGGGACUCUGACACUUUAGCACAAGCCCAGCGUGAAGGCGUGCUCUCCUCGUCCGAGAACGGGUUGGGCGGAGUAAGUGAGGACAAAGCACAAAGACUGAACUGGGAAGAGGCGCAUAUCACAGCCGUCGAAGGUCUGCACGCCAAUCACCAGAAACGACUCUUCACGCAAGCCGUUAAAGGCUGGAAGCUGUGGCAGAUCGUCAAGCGGGAGAAGUGGAUGGCGGAGAAAGAGGGAAUACCCUACAAGAUCGCAAGCGCGAUACAACGAGGCCAGAGAUUGCAGGAUGAGUUGCUCAAGCUCGCUGGCACGAGCUCCGAGCGAGUCAAGGCACGUCAUGGGUCUGAGAAUGGGAGCAGCGGUGUUGAUUGGGAGAUAAGGUCAAAAGAGACGUCGAAAGAGUUGAUCAGGGGGGCAUUGGCAUGUGCACCGCUAAUGAUUCCGACGGCGUGGUCGGAGAAGGUGGUUGAUAGGGAGGUGCCGGGGUACUUGGAGAAGCCAUUGACGCCGUCUGGCGACGCGAUGCAACGUUUGAGUGAGGGGGACAGGAAGCAGAUUCUGGCGACGCUGGAGAUCUGA
Cyphellophora attinorum is the source of this 1053-nucleotide messenger RNA. RefSeq lists its product as uncharacterized. NCBI's taxonomy places the organism in Eukaryota, Fungi, Ascomycota, Eurotiomycetes, Chaetothyriales, Cyphellophoraceae. The coding region runs from base 1 to 1053 and encodes 350 amino acids. The record is from RefSeq and is a predicted model, not a curated record. The transcript has a single exon.